GAUGAGUAUACACAGAAAAUCAUUUAUCAUGUCACACGUGUCCAAUGGAGACUCAGGAAAGUCAGUGUAGAUAUAACUGGUUAUUAAACUCAGGGAGUCAUUUAGAGUCGAACUGAUGAUUCGAGUUUGAAUCCUUUCAAACGAUUCAGAACGAGUUCAAAACCAACUGUCAGAAACCGUUAAACACGAAAGUGGCGGCAGAACUGAGUCACGUGGAUAGGAGUGGACAAUAUUUCUCUAAAGGUACUGCUGGGAAGCGAGUAUGGGCAAUCGAGAACUCAAGAAUUGUUAUUUAAAUAUCUAAAAGAUUCAGGAACGGUAGAUAGAAUUUAGGUUUAAUUUUUUUCCCCUCUCUUCUUUCCUAUCUGUGUUCGCUCCACACUCCAGAUUAGUACGUGGCGGUAAUGCACCUUUUCGUUGUUCUGCCAAACCGCCAUAAAACACCACAAGAAGAAGAACUGAGUCACGUGUUCCGUAGCGCGGGAAACACGAACUACUGAAGACGACGCUGUUUUUUGUGUUUAUUUUUUUGAGACUGCGGAGAAAAGGCGUAACAAUAUGAGGUCCGUUAAAAGGUUGGUGGGUUACAUUUUACCACCAAAGUCAGAAAACGUGGAUGAAGAGUCGGAUAAAGACGACGACGAAGAAGAAGAGACAGUGCCAGAGUUUCUGGACAUGAAUGAAAUGGAUGCUGUCUCUUCUGGGGCGUUUAAUUUUCAGCAGUCAGUACCCGCGUCGGAUGAAGUGGAUUUCAUGUUUGAUGGGAAGAAAGAACGUGUUAAGGGUCGAUUUCCUCUCAGGAACCCGUGGUGGAAGAUCUCCUGCAACGCCCAGAGUUACACCCGUAAACUGGUGGUCAAUGGCUACCCUGCCUACGAACUCCGGACAGACCUGAAAAAUGACUGGAGGGCUAUCAUAUCUCUGUUCCUGAAGGAGUGUAUGGUGAAUGAUACUUUUGUUGUUCCGUUCAUGGAGUGGCUGCCAAAGGACAGAUAUAUGGACCUCAGAAACCUAGAAGAAGCUGUGUAUGAAUUUGGAGAGAGCAGCCAUGAAGCAAAACAAGUUUCUAAUUAUGUCAUCACUCAGAUAUCUAAAUCAGAUGCUGCUUUUAAUGUAAGGGUCUCCACCACCUAUCCUUACAUCAUGAAAUACCUGCCAACAUUGCUGCCAGGGCAGUUUUUAAAUCUGCUACAAAAGGGGCGAGAGGAGGAGGAGAAACAGCAGGCUGAAAAUGACAAAGAAAACAACAUGGAUGCUUCUCCACACAAACAUAAUAAGGUUCCCUUGUUAGCUAGACUGGAGGAACUCAUCAAGACUGAAGUAUGGAAAUUUGGGUUUGGCUACAUCAUGUAUAAAGAGUUCCGCUUAGUCCGAUGUGAGACUACACUGAAGAACUUUAUGUCCUGUGAGUUAUUCACGAAAAUGUCUACUGUGCAGCAAAAUGCCCUGAAGGUGUACAACGAGCUUAAAAACUACUGUAGUCGGUUUGGCCACACCUACAUCGAACGGAAGUUUCUGGAUGAGCGGAUGAAGAUGCCAGAAGUGAGAGUUUGGGAUGCUGUGGCCUUCCUCCGCCAGCAUAAAGUGCUGAAUGUAGAAAAAGGCAAGAUUGCUCUGAAGAAUCUCUACAACUAUGAGAAGGAAAUUGCUGAAUGUCUCCAAAAGUUAAUAGAGAGGGAACCCUGGAAGAUCGAUCUGGACGUGAGGGAGGUUCUGCUCUCUGCAGCGCGUGAGAGAAUGAGAGACCCGCUUACAACCACUUCGUGUUCUACUGCUUCAGAAGUGAAUAGAGAAGAUAAGUCUGGUCUGAGCGGAGAGUCAGCCUCAGAUGUGCAUGAACACAUGGAUGAAAUACCUGAGUCCACCUUGAAUGCUGAUAUAGCACUUGACCCAGACCAGGUCAGAGCAGCAGAGAUGAUGUGUGCUAAUGCUGUGACCGUGAUCAGUGGAAAAGGGGGUUGUGGCAAAACCUACGUGGUCAGUACGAUCUUUAAAGCUGCCAUGGAGCAACAGGAGGACAGAAAGAAUAAUGACCGCAUGCUGGAGGAAGGUGAGCGGAAAGAGAAUGACACAAAGCCAGUGGAGGUUCUUCUUACUGCCCCCACAGGUAGAGCUGCAUCACUACUGAGCAAGAAAACCUGUUUUACAGCUUACACCAUGCAUCAGGUCUUGUGGAAUUAUAAGUUAACAAAAAAAGACGAAAAUGGGAAUCCACUGAAGUGGAAGUUUGGCAAAGUCCGAGUGCUGGUGGUGGAUGAGGGCAGUCUUGUGUGUGUACAGUUGCUUUCCUCCAUCCUGUUAAUGCUCACCAAACAUGCUCAGCUACAAAAGUUCAUCAUUCUGGGUGAUAUAAGGCAGCUGCCCAGCAUUAAACCAGGAAAUGUCCUCAAUGAUCUCUUUACCAGUCUAAAGAAGAUGAACUGGGCCAUUGAAAUGUGCACCAACCACCGAGCUGAAUCAAAACUCAUUGUCGAAAACGCUGGAUUAAUAGCAGAUAUGGGUGUCAGUAAAAAGUUUCAUCAUCUGAAUUAUGACGCCACUGUGGAACUGCGUAAAGCGUUCGCACUGCCAUCACCUGAAAAGAGAUUCAUCGAGAUCCUUCUUCCAGCAAAUGAAAUUGACGAUGAUCUACAGAAUUCUAUAAAGAGUUUGCUGAAUGGCCCAGCAUCUGGGUUAAAGGAUGAUACAAAUUCCCAAUUUAUUGCUUUCACAAGGAAGCAAUGUGCUUUGAUUAAUGAGCUUUGCUGCAAGCAUUACUCUAAUCACACCACCAAGACUUGUGAUAAGAAAAUGAACUUUCAGAUUGGCGAUAAGGUAUGUUGCACAAGGAACGGCUAUGUGACUGAUAAAGACAAAGAAGAUGAAGCCAAAUGCAAAAAUGACGAUAUGUAUGAAAGCAAAGUUAAAAAAGAACGAUUGUGCAAUGGAGAAAUUUUCUUUAUCACACAGGAUGUGACUAUAGAAGAAGCUGGACAGAAGCGCAGUAAACGGAGGUACCUGACACUAGAUAACAGGCAGGACAGAAAGCUGACUGUUAACUACAGGGAGCUAAUGAGAGAGUGUAAACUGCAGCAUGCCUGGGCUCGAACCAUUCACACCUUUCAGGGCUCAGAGGAAAAGACUAUCGUGUAUGUUCUUGACAGUGGCAAAGGUCAAACUUGGAAACACGUUUAUACUGCAGUCACACGGGGUCAGAACCGUGUGUAUGUCAUAGUAAAACAGGGCGGGCUUGAGAACGCCAUCCGAGGACACGUCAUCAGACGCAAUACACGACUGGACGGCCUUGUUGCUGAAAUGCUCAAUGACUUCGGAGGAGCGAAGAAAUAUUUUCUCAGUCAGCCAAGUCAGAGUCAGUUCAACACGCCAAAGCGAGGUUCUUUUCAAUCGGCACAUGAGUCUUCCUCAAGCCCUGGUCCAUCCCAAGCUUGCUGCUUCAGUUCCCCCAAGUUAGCGAGUCCAAGUCCGAGUAAGCGAGAGAGUGUCACAGACAACAGCACAACACCAUCCAAAAAAUUGAAGGUGGACACACCACUGGGCAGCUCUCAGCUGAUGCGCCUUUCUCUUAACACUACUCCGAGACAGCUGUUCCCCGAAGCUCCUCAGUCUCACCAGGACCAGUGAUUUCCAAGAGCAGGAAGAGCCUGUCAAUUUGUUUUGACAUGCAGAAGCUCAGAGAGGAUCUGUAUUUUUCAGUAUUCAAAUUCGAUUUCAGUCUAGAGAUUUCACGAUAAGUUUUAAUGUUUAAGGUGUGUUUUGUUUUAGUUUUCAUAUCAUGCGUGAUAUUGUGCUUAAAGUAUUUCAUUUUGUUUAUUUCUGCUGCAUUACAAUCUAAAUUGAACAAAUGAUGGAAGAAGCAGGCACAUAUGCAUUUUUAACUUUUAAUAGUGAAUCAUUUAUUUGAUAUUUCAAUUUGGGAAUCAUAAGAAUUUGGUUCUAAAUUUGAAAUGCAACUUCCUAUCCUUUAAGAAUUUAUAAUUAUUUUUACUAUUUUAUUAAUUGAAGGCACUUUUGUCUUCCUAAAUUGACCCAUGAGAAUCGCACCUUUGACAAUUCUGAUGCUCCGUAAUUUGUAUGUUGCUUCUUGUCUCAGUUUCCGUUGAUAAACAGAAAACAGAUUUAAUGUAUGAUGAUAAUGUAUGAAGAUUGACUAUUCUCUGAAUAUCUAUAGUUUUUGCUUCUAAAUAUUAGUAUAUGUGAGGUAAUGUUUUUACAUUUUACCAAACAACUGAAAUGUUUCUAUUUUAAAAAACAACAAAAAAAACUCCACAAAAUCAAAAUUCAAAUUAAGUCAAUUACAAAAACAACCAUCCUGUACUGUAAGUUUUGUGUGUAAUGUUUUUAUAUAAUCAUUUCUUCAUCAGGCUGUCGAAUUCAUUAACAUUUGGUUUGCAAUAAUAAAAAAAGGUGUAUUCUGAA
Tachysurus fulvidraco (yellow catfish) is the source of this 4416-nucleotide messenger RNA. RefSeq names its product helicase (DNA) B (gene helb). The transcript is spliced from 13 exons. Bases 559 to 3621 code for a protein of 1020 amino acids. Lineage: Eukaryota; Metazoa; Chordata; Actinopteri; Siluriformes; Bagridae. The record is from RefSeq and is a predicted model, not a curated record.